ACAGAACAGCAUUAGUAUGGAAUGUGUACGAUCACUGUGGAGUUACGCCUCCAGAUGUUUCACCUGCCAAGAAGAUUCUUCCUCGCAGGGUAAUGAACCUAGCGAACGUACUCACCUGCUUGCCGAUCCGGUCAGCAAUAGUCCAGCGGUGCGUCGGGACAAUGACACAUUCACGCAGGAGUAUCCGAACUCAGUGCCCAAAAAAGAUGAACAGUCAGCGUUGGCGAAAAUUUUACAAGAAACGUCUGAGAAUAUCAUAGAUGUAGCAGCAAUGGAUACGCAAAAGCUGGAAGCUAGUGAAUACAACGAUCGCAUCAAACUGUACACACAGCGUCUUCAGCAGCAGUGGAGCAACGUAAACCACCCGAAUCAUGCAGAGAACGGGAGCCUGCUGAAGGAUAUACCUAACCCCGAGCCGGUAUUGGCAUCCGUACCGAUUGCUGCGGAUGAUCUGACGAUGAUCAAAAGCAUGGUACAAAAGGCAAACGUGGCUGUAUCGGAGAUAAAGGUGAUCCAUACGGAAAACCUUGUCGUGCCUUUCCGAAUUCCAUAAUAUUACGCCGUUAAACGGAAUUUGUAAAAUAUUGUU
Molecule: messenger RNA, 589 nt
Organism: Anopheles maculipalpis
Lineage: Eukaryota; Metazoa; Arthropoda; Insecta; Diptera; Culicidae
Gene: Lamtor1
Exons: 4
Coding region: 17-553 (178 amino acids)
Biological process (GO): endosomal transport; cholesterol homeostasis; positive regulation of MAPK cascade
Cellular component (GO): late endosome membrane; lysosome; Ragulator complex
Molecular function (GO): guanyl-nucleotide exchange factor activity; molecular adaptor activity
Source: RefSeq, a predicted model, not a curated record